Molecule: messenger RNA, 2009 nt
Organism: Cuscuta campestris
Lineage: Eukaryota; Viridiplantae; Streptophyta; Magnoliopsida; Solanales; Convolvulaceae
Source: the annotation of a GenBank genome assembly
GCAUAUAUUGGCUCCUAUAUUUUGGGCUCAUACCCAUUUUUAUUCAAAAACUUUGUGUUCGAACUUGUAUUUUGUAGGAUUGAAGCAUUGCUCUGCAAUGAUCCGGAGAAGAAACUGUUUCUUUACUGGCGGGUGAUUCUGAGCCCAAUAAUUUGAGGAAUUUGAACUACGGCCCAAAUUUCCUCGACACCGUCUCGGGUAUGUUUUAGGAGUGACUUCGGAAUUGUGUUUCAUUUGCCACUCUUUAUUGUGAAAUACUGUAAUGUUUCAUAAGUUCAGCUAUGUUUUUGUUCAAUCCAUGCCGAGGUAUGUUUGUGCCUUGUGGUUGUGCUCAGUAUGAGGGUAGAUAUUCAGGUGGUCACUUGGUGUGGACUAUGGAGUGUCUUUACAAAUUACAACUGGGGUUGGUUAUGUAAAAUGUUUUAUUUUUCUCAUUAUUAAGAGACUUAAAAGAAGUUAGAUAUCAUGCAGACCUUGUUUGGGGAUAGCGUUUUCAGGAUUCUCUUAGUAUAUAUUUACUUGUAAUCUCACAUUAUACAUUAUUGGAAAUAUUAAAUCUUUCAUGGUAUCAGAGCAUUAGACUUCACGGCUCUCCCUACUCCUCCUUCGGCUCUCUCACUGCCGAUCUCUCUCUCUCCUUUUUCCGGCGUCACUCAUCGGCAUCACCAUGGCCGACGUCUCGUCCAUCUCCUCCGAGAAUACUUCCUCCACCAAAAUUCCCCAUCUCGCCUUCACUACUAUCUCCAACAUUAAGCUACAUAUUCUGGUUCAACUAAGCCUCUCCGAACCGAAUUACAAAAAGUGGAGCAAACUUUUCCGUCUUCUCGUUCUCCGAUUCAAUCUCAUGGGGUUUCUUGAUGGCACCAAAGCCGCCUCCUCCUCCACCGACGUUGAAUGGCACCAAUUAGACGCCUUGCUCCAAGGGUGGAUCCUCUCCACCGUCAACGACGAAGUCUCGGAUCUUGUUCUUGCAAACAGCCCCACCGCUCAUUCUCUAUGGACGACAAUCUACAAAUUGUUUCAUGACAAUAAACAUGCACGUGCGAUGCAAUUGGAGCAUCGGUUUCGAACAACAAUCAAGGGGACUCGGACGAUCAGUGAAUAUUGCCAACUCCUCAAAAAUCUUGCCGAUUAUCUCGAUGAUGUGGACGCUCCGGUGACCGAACAUGCCUUGGUGUUGCAGGUGCUUCAAGGGCUCCCUCAAGACAUCCGGGGUCAGGUUACGUUUCUCCAAUAUCAAACUCCGUUCCCCACUUUUUUGGAGGUCCGCUCAGCCCUCUUGCUCGUCAAACAACAACAAACCGACGCCACCCAUGGCGCCGGCUUGUCGACGGCCCUCCUGAGCGACGGCAGUGGCGGCGGGAGUCCAGUGGGGGGCGGGCAGCAGCGGCAGGCAGGCGGCCCUGGACGUGGAUAUGGCGGAACCCUGUUUCAUUUAUCUAAUAUUGAGGAUGUUUCUCCUAAACCUAUAUGUCUCCCUGAUGGGUCUCGUGUUCAAGCUGUCAAACAAGGGAGUGUGCAUUUAUCAUCUAGUUUGGACCAUUCGUCGAAGAUUGUGAUUGGACAGGGAACCCUGUUUCAUUUAUCUAAUAUUGAGGAUGUUUCUCCUAAACCUAUAUGUCUCCCUGAUGGGUCUCGUGUUCAAGCUGUCAAACAAGGGAGUGUGCAUUUAUCAUCUAGUUUGGACCAUUCGUCGAAGAUUGUGAUUGGACAGGGUGAUUUGCGAAACGGCGUGUAUGUCUUUGCUUCCUCUCCAGCGUCAGCCCUCGUAGCAAACAUCGAUCCUCUUGUUCUUCAUAAACGAUUAGGACAUCCAUCCGUGGAUGUACUCCCUUUCUUAGUCAUCCACGGUGGAGACCACUUCUCCACCGGCAGUAGUUCCUUCUCUUCCACCGCGUACGCGUCGUCGUCCGGCUCAUCUCAAUGACUAUGUUCUCAAGUUCGUCACAAUCGGGUACUCGGUUCCCUAUUACUAACUUUGUUCAUUAUAAUAAGUUGCAUGACAGGUA